Messenger RNA from Diutina rugosa, 1920 nucleotides. RefSeq lists its product as uncharacterized. NCBI's taxonomy places the organism in Eukaryota, Fungi, Ascomycota, Pichiomycetes, Serinales, Debaryomycetaceae. The record is from RefSeq and is a predicted model, not a curated record. The transcript has a single exon. The coding region runs from base 1 to 1920 and encodes 639 amino acids.
AUGCCACAAGAUUCGCUCACUCGAGUCAAUGACAAGUCUUCGGCUCAAAAAUUGACUCAACUCCGCUCAUUGAUGAAGAAGCAUGGUAUUGGCGUCUACUUGGUUCCACUGGAAGACGAACAUCUAUGUGAGUACACAGGACUCGGGGAACGCCGUCGUGAGUACAUUUCAGGUUUUACGGGCAGUGCAGGUAUUGCCAUAAUCACUUUAGAUGAUGAUGAUUCACUUACAGGUAAAGCAGUUGUUAGCACUGAUGGGCGGUACUGGCUUCAAGCUGAGAAGGAAUUGGAUCCUAAAUAUUGGGGCAUUCUCAAACAGGGACAAGCUGGAGUUCCGCUGUGGACGCAUUGGGCAGUGACGCAUGCCAUAAACUCGGCGUGGGUGCCGGUAAUCUCUUGUGAUCCCAAGGUUUUGACGCUUUCCUCUGGUGAAUUUUUGGAGAAGACACUGCGAAUUAUGCCUUUCAAAUUCGAACUUCUUGGUGACAACUUGAUUGAUGAAAUAUGGCCCGAUAAACCGGAGCGUUCGAAAACUCCCGUUUUUGUUUAUGAUAUCCAAUAUGCUGGGGAAACGGUCGUGGAUAAGUUGGCACGGGUACGUGUUUGCAUGCUGGGUGCUCUGCAUCUAGUUAUUCUGGACUUGGACGAGAUUGCUUGGUUAUUCAAUUUACGUGGAGUUGACGAUGUUGUCUAUAAUGUCAGUUUCUUCGCCUACACUAUUGUCACAAUUGACGAUGCUGUGCUCUAUAUUGACCAAGCCAAAAUAUCGGACACAGUACGCGCUCAUUUGGAUAAAACGCCCAAUGUUGUGAUUAAAGAGUAUACUCAAUUUUAUCCUGAUUUGGGACACUUGAGAUCCUCUCUUAGCAAUCCUGACACUGAGAUAAUUCUUCCGGCCAAAACCCUGUGCAACUAUGCUCUUGUGCAAACUUUACCGACCCUGUAUGCUCGCCAAAGCAUUAGGUUCCAACUGAUUAUCCUGUUAUUGAAGAUGGUAAAGAAUGAAACAGAAUUGCUUAAUACUCGCUUUGCUCAAUUGAAGGACUCCUUAGUAUUUAUUAUUCAUGCAGCUUGGAUUGAAAGACAACUCUACAAACGUCGUCCAUUGACUGAGUGGCAAGUGGCACAAAAGAUCUACCAGAUCAGACUGUCAAUGCCGAAUUUCAGAGGGCUUUCGUAUGCAACAAUUGCCCUGAACAAUGCAAACGCAGCUAUAAUUCACUAUGCUCCCACUCCCGAAAAAAGUGAUGUUGUGGAUCCCAAGGGGAUUUUUUUAUUGGAUCUGGGCGCUCAUUAUUUGGAGGGUACAACCGACAUUACCCGAACUUAUUGCUUCAAUAGGCACCCGUCAUCACAGUACCGAACCUACUACACCUUGGUUCUUCAAGGCCACCUAUCCGUUGCCAACGCGAAGUUUCCCCCUAACUCAAGAGAAACGGGUACUAUACUUGAUGGGUAUGCUCGCAAGUUUCUCUGGGAACACGGCCUUGACUUUAACCAUGGUGUAGGGCAUGGUGUGGGGGCGUGUGGCAAUGUACACGAGGGUCCCCUCGGCAUUUCCCUGACUGCAGGCGGCCCCCUGGAGGAGCCUCUCUUUAAACCUGGUGGUGUCUUAACCGAUGAGCCGGGUUACUACAUCGACGGAGAAGUUGGGUUCCGAGUAGAGAGCGGUCUUGAGAUUAUCGAGUGCGAUUCCAAAUUUGGGAAAACUCGCAAGGGCGAGAACUACUUAGGGUUUGGCUAUCUCACUAAGGUUCCUUUCUGUCGUCGAUUGAUCGAUAAGCUGAUGCUUUCAAAAUCCGAAGUUGAUUGGAUAAAUCGAUACCACGCCGAUAUUUGGCACCAGUUUGCUCCCAAGUUGAAAAAGAUGGGCGAAAAGGGGGCACUUCAUUGGUUGAGACGUGAAACCAGAUCGUUAUGA